CCCGAGAACCCGUCGGAUACAUCAAUAUACAAAUUGGCCUUGGAUUUCCUCAAACACAUUGUCACAGAUGGGUUUCUGGCGCCGCCGACAAGCCACCAACCCAUUCACUUGGUGGAUACUUUGCUAGAGACUUGGUCCGAUAACACGGGAUCGAAACAGCAUCAAGAAUUCCAGACGCGUCUGCUGGUCGAGCUUAUGAAUCACUUCGUAGCUGUCAAUAUCCUCGAUCAUCGAGCACUACAAGUUUCAUGUGGUGGUGAUCCUGUCAACUUACCACCAAACUUGGUGUAUUUGGCUACACGGAUUGUGGAUAAGCUGUGGCAAGUAAGUCAGUCAUCUGGUCUUUCACAUACUCCUAUGUGUUGCCGUCGUCUGUCAAUCGGUUCCUGA
Molecule: messenger RNA, 390 nt
Organism: Echinostoma caproni
Lineage: Eukaryota; Metazoa; Platyhelminthes; Trematoda; Plagiorchiida; Echinostomatidae
Source: the annotation of a GenBank genome assembly